Messenger RNA from Lotus japonicus, 637 nucleotides. Its product is annotated as protein JAZ13. NCBI's taxonomy places the organism in Eukaryota, Viridiplantae, Streptophyta, Magnoliopsida, Fabales, Fabaceae. The transcript is spliced from 3 exons. The coding region runs from base 18 to 476 and encodes 152 amino acids. The record is from RefSeq and is a predicted model, not a curated record.
CUUGAAAUCUCUGUCUCAUGCAUCAAACCAACCUCGUGUCUUCUAUAUCUUUGUGUUCUCCAACAUGUACUUGCCAUUUUCAUAUUUCUCACCCGAUUAGAAUCUUUUUUUCUUGGCUCUCUCUUUUACACUCUGAAUUCAGAAUAGACAUUAUCAUGAAGAGAAACUGCUAUUUGAAUCUUCGAUCAAAUCCUUCAUCCCGUGAAUCAAUGAAUGAGGCGUUGAACGUAAACCAGCAAAUGGUUGCCAUUCCUCAUAGUAGACGCCACAUGUUGGAUGUUACAGAACUUCAGGCUAGAGUGAUAAUAUGGUUGGGAAGUCAAGAAAUGGAAGCAAGGAAGGGUAACAAAGGACCAGCUUCAAUACCAUUGUUUCCAUUGCAACCUCAAGCACUAUUAAUGCAAGGCUUUUGCAUAAAGAGAUCACUUCACAAUUUCCUUCAGAAGAGAAAGAAAAGGUCUAAAAGUCACGUCUAGCUCCAUUGCAACUUACUAUAGCAAAAACUAGUCAAAUUAUGUACUACCAAAUUUUACCCUUUGCGGGGACCAAUAGUGUAUUUUCACUUGAUACACCACUUUCUUCAGUGGUCUAGUGAUAAGGCACAUUUUUAUCAAUGAAGAAUGGCUCUUCCAGUUCA